AUGCUUGAAUUUGUUAGCUCACCUAUUGUCAGAGUUCCCAACUGCCCUGCGUUAGGAUGCUUCUUGCAAGAUGAUUUCCGUUUUUACUGGGGAACGAGUAGCAUGUUCAUGGGAAGUUGCGUUAUUAUACUGACAACAACGAUUCUUGUAAAACUACGCCGCGUUGAAAAACGGUUAAGGGUUGCAAAAAUAUUUCUCGGUAAAGAGUCAAGUGGAUUUAAGCAGGGAAAUCGGAUAUCACUGGGAAUUUUGAUUAUUUCCUUGCUUUUUGUUACGCUGCCAAGUGUGGCCGCUGGUUUCUUCAGAAUAGCGGGAUUUUCAUUUUUUAAGACAGUGGGACUUUUUUACAUAGUUGGGCUAUUAUGUGCAGGAACGUGCAAUAGCUUGGCCUACCUAUCGCUGAACAGUGAGAUGCGAGAGUUUGCCAAACGUUUGAGAAGAGAAGUUGAGCUGCGGUUGCGUGGAGCCAGGAUCUCAAUUGUUAACUUUGCUCUAAAGUAG
This is a messenger RNA of Strongylus vulgaris, 501 nucleotides long. Lineage: Eukaryota; Metazoa; Nematoda; Chromadorea; Rhabditida; Strongylidae. The record is from the annotation of a GenBank genome assembly.